This is a messenger RNA of Helianthus annuus (common sunflower), 1387 nucleotides long. Its product is annotated as DNA-(apurinic or apyrimidinic site) endonuclease. The record is from RefSeq and is a predicted model, not a curated record. Gene Ontology annotation, molecular function: double-stranded DNA 3'-5' DNA exonuclease activity; phosphoric diester hydrolase activity; DNA-(apurinic or apyrimidinic site) endonuclease activity. NCBI's taxonomy places the organism in Eukaryota, Viridiplantae, Streptophyta, Magnoliopsida, Asterales, Asteraceae. The transcript is spliced from 9 exons. Bases 49 to 1131 code for a protein of 360 amino acids. Gene Ontology annotation, cellular component: nucleus. Gene Ontology annotation, biological process: base-excision repair.
GAGAGAGAGAGAGAGAGAGUUGUGAUCACUGAUCAGUAGAAUCAGAGGAUGAAGCGCUUCUUUCAACCAGUGCAGAAAGAUGGUUCCUUCAAGAAACCCAACCUCUCUUCUUCUUCUUCUUCACCAACACCAGCAGUUGUUGAAGAUGAGGAGAAUAAUAAAUCCCAAAAGAAAGAACCCACAAAGUUCUUAACUUGGAAUGCCAACAGCUUUCUUCUUCGUGUCAAAAACAAUUGGCCUGACUUCACCAAGUUCAUCGAUGACAUUGACCCUGAUGUCAUCGCCAUACAGGAAGUGAGAAUGCCUGCAGCUGGAGCCAAAGGUGCUCCGAAAAACCCUAGAGAAUUGAAGGACGAUAACAAUUCAUCGCGCGAGGAAAAACUGAUUAUAACACGGGCAUUAUCGGGUCCCACCUUCAGAAAAUACGAUGUGUGGUGGUCUCUUUCUGAUACAAAGUACGCUGGAACCGCAUUGUUCGUAAAGAAAUGUUUUCCACCAAAAAAGGUUUCUUUCAAUCUAGAUACCUCAGUUUCCAAACAUGAAGCGGAUGGCAGAGUUAUUAUAGCUGAAUUCGAAUCAUUCCGGAUAAUGAAUACAUAUGUACCAAACAACGGUUGGAAAGAUGAAGAAAACGCAUUUCAAAGGAGACGAAAAUGGGAUAAAAGAAUGAAAGAAUUCGUCUUGCAAUCUACAGAUAAACCCCUUAUUUGGUGUGGUGAUCUUAAUGUUAGUCACGAAGAGAUUGAUGUUAGUCAUCCGGAUUUUUUUCGAACUGCAAAGCUCAAUGGUUACAUUCCUCCAAACAAAGAGGAUUGUGGGCAACCUGGUUUUACCUUGUCUGAGAGGAAGCGGUUCGGUUCCAUACUAAAAGAGGGAAAGCUAAUAGAUGCAUAUAGAUAUCUCCACAAGGAAAAAGAUAUGGAGCGUGGCUUUUCAUGGUGCGGCAACCCUAUCGGAAAGCAUCGCGGUAAAAAGAUGAGAAUAGACUAUCAUUUAGUGUCGGAGAAACUAAAGGACAAAAUUGUCAAAUGUGAAAUGCAUGGCCAAGGGAUUGAAUUGGAGGGAUUUUAUGGGAGUGAUCACUGCCCUGUUACCCUUGAACUUGCGGAGACAACCGUUGAUGCUAGUUAAAAUUUGAACCCAGAAUGAUAUGAUUUUAGCGGCAAACAUAUCGUACACAAACUAGUGUUUGAUUGGUCUCAAGAUUAUGGGUUUGGUGGUGAAUUUGUUGUAGGUUUCUUGAGAUGAUGUUUUUAGGGUUUGUAGCAAUGACCUUGAAAUGGUUUUAUUUUGCUGUUGGUAGCAUUAUAUGCUGCAUUUCAUCUUGGAAUGGUAGGCAUGAUUUAACAAAUAUGUUUUAAAAUGAGCAAUUGUUUGUUCAUGGUUA